Molecule: messenger RNA, 1403 nt
Organism: Effrenium voratum
Lineage: Eukaryota; Dinophyceae; Suessiales; Symbiodiniaceae
Source: the annotation of a GenBank genome assembly
GUCUCCCUAGGCAUAUGCGGCAGCCAUUGUGCCAUGAAGGCGGUUGACCGGGCUCAGCGGCAGAUUCUGAGGGAGAAGCUGUCGGGCUUCGAGUUGUUCAAGGAGCUGCCCAACCCUCUCAAGGAGGAGCUUGUGACAGUCGUUGAUCAGGUGGCCUAUGCCCAGGGUAGCGUGCUCUUCCACGAGGGUGACCCGCCGGAGGACACCUACCUGAUCCUGGAGGGCGAGGUGCGGGUCUACAACAAAGCUGCGGACAAUGAGAAGGACGACGCGUCGCCCCGGCGGAGCAUCAUACGCAGGCCAUCCGCCAACAGCGCAGAAGAGUCAGAGCUGGGCCAGUGUGUGAACGUGAUCCCGGCGGGGCGGUCGCUGGGCAUGAUUGAAGUGAUGCAGGAAAUCCCGCGAUCAGCCACAGCUGCCUGCUCCUUGGAGUGCGAGAUGGUUGUCAUCAGGAAGCCGGACUUCCUGCGCCUAGUGAAGGACCCCAUGUCCCGGGAUUGGGUCGAGAAGGAUGAGUUCCUUCAAGUCCAUCUCGUAGGCAUCCGCGAGCACGCGCGAACCUUCGUUCCAAUCACUGGCAAGUCUCAUGCCACCUACAUGUUCGUGAAACGGAAGUAUGCCGGGGGCCACCCCUUCCUCCGGGAGGGCACCCACACGGAGGCGGCCUUGUACGUGGUCUUCUCAGGGUCUGUGGAGUUCUACUGUCCGCACCCGGCAGAAGGAGUCUCCCCUUCGCGAGCUAGCUUGUCAUGGAAGAAUCCGGUCAUGGAGCAGCGGAAGCCUCUGGGCCUGCUUCAGCCCAGCUGCGCCGGGGUGCUGGCCAGGGAGUACCGGCUGUGCUCCAUGCUGCCGGGGGGCAUCUUCAGCAGCGUGGGGGCAGCGGGGGCCAGCAACCCGGAGCCUUUCACCGUGGUGGCAGGCCCCAAAGGGUGCGAGGUCUUCGAGUCAGUGGGCGACAACUUCCAGAAGUUGCCAUCCAAGGUGGCGGCCCUGGCGCGGGACUUGCUCGCCAAGGUGGCGCAGCUCCACCAAGACAGGUGUCAGGUCCUGCUGGCGACGAUGCGCGACACUGGCAACGACGACAAUCCGGCGAAGAUGUGGAGCCGGGUGAAAGAAAUGAACGAGAAAGGAGCGAAGAAGGCCCCGAGCCCGCUGGCCACCUCCAGCAGGAUGCAGGUGGGCCUGUCGCAGACUGGGCAGCUUUCGGCGCGCGCGUCCCGCUCGGAGGGGAACCCACGCGUGGCCUGACGAGAGGGCCUGUCCCAGCGGCGCGUAGCGCAGGGCCGCUGCGCUUCCAAAUGGAAGCCUCGUCCUUUUUCAAGCCGCGCCAGCCUCAACUGCUCACGUGGCCGACGAACAUGCCUUAGGGGCAACCCAGGCAAAGUGUUUUUGAUGGGGGGCCG